GGAGUAUCGGACGUUUUUGGAUGCAGUAGGCCGACUAGCCCUUUGUGGCAAUGUUUGCGUCACUGAAGAAGCCGUAACGAUCGGAGAGCAUGGUCUUCUAACAGGAGAGUCCUUAAAUGCUCUUCAGCACGCCGGAGCGAUAUCGGUUUAUAAUACAUUGCAACAAAACAAUUGGGAAUUUCCAAUUGCUGAAGAUGGUGAAGUGGCUGUCGUCAAGACACACACUCCCAUACCGGAUGAAUUUUUGGACUCAGAAAAACCCAUAAGAUCUGAUUGGCCUGCUAUUCAUAUAUCUGAAUGUUUUGUUGAUGGAGAACGCGCGAAAAUACACGGUUCAGUUCGCCCUCUACGUACUUUCCUGCCUCCCACGGUUGUGUUCCGAAAUGCUGCUGAUAUAGAUGAAGAUAUUCCAGAACCUGAGCUAAACGUGCCAAAUGCUUCAAACAGUGAUGGAGCUAUCGAACUUGUUCCUUCAGCCAAAGGAAUCACUGUGAAGAAAGUAACAAAGGAUACCAAGGAAGUGGAAUAUAUACCUCUGGAAGAGUACUAUUUCGGUCGACAGGAAGGUACACGGGGGUACCUGGAAGAAAAAGGCGAUUUCAGAUUCAAAUGCGCGGUCUGCCAGCGUAUCUUCUAUUCAAACGUCAAACUGAUGUCCCAUAUUUUGGGACAUGUGGAUGAGGUUUCUCAGGCCAGUCUUGAUGUGGCAGAUGCAACACAUUGUCAGCAUUGCGAUAUCAUGUUUCCAUCUGCUUUUGACUAUCGUGCACAUAUGGACAAUGUGAGUCCCAUCCGUUUCCUAUUUCAUUUUGGUGUAAAUCCCGUUUGUUGGUUCUGCUUCAUUGGCUUUUAUAUAGUAAAGAUUGUUUUACCCGCAGUAACCUGA
Echinostoma caproni is the source of this 886-nucleotide messenger RNA. NCBI's taxonomy places the organism in Eukaryota, Metazoa, Platyhelminthes, Trematoda, Plagiorchiida, Echinostomatidae. The record is from the annotation of a GenBank genome assembly.